This is a messenger RNA of Syngnathus typhle (broad-nosed pipefish), 4273 nucleotides long. RefSeq names its product guanylyl cyclase 2 (gene gc2). The record is from RefSeq and is a predicted model, not a curated record. Gene Ontology annotation, biological process: cGMP biosynthetic process; receptor guanylyl cyclase signaling pathway; intracellular signal transduction. Gene Ontology annotation, molecular function: peptide receptor activity; ATP binding; guanylate cyclase activity. The coding region runs from base 145 to 3447 and encodes 1100 amino acids. Lineage: Eukaryota; Metazoa; Chordata; Actinopteri; Syngnathiformes; Syngnathidae. The transcript is spliced from 25 exons.
AACUCUGCUGAGUGUUUGGGGAACGCUCGAGGACGUGCAUGAAAAUGCCCCAAGACGACAUCAACAGAACGUGUUGCUCCGGCGGAAUUGUUGCCAAGUUGAACGUCUGUCUAAUCUCUGUGUGAACAUUCCAUCACCGUCACCAUGCAAGGACGCAGUCUGCUCUCUCAAGCAACAUGGAAGCAGGCACGGGACAACACCUCAUCACCUCACCGAGGUCCUCCCGCUAGGAUCCUCCCGCUGCUCCUGGCCUGCCUAUUCACGCUGCCCUGGCCGGGCUUAGGUGGCUUAUUUCGUGUCGGGGUGGUCGGCCCCUGGGAAUGUGACCCAUUCUUCGCCAAGGCCCUCCCUGAUGUGGCGGCACAGCUGGCUGUCAACCGCAUCAACAAAGACCCCUCGCUGUCCUACGCUGCCACUUUUGACUACACCGUGCUGCAUGAGCCGUGUGAGACCUCAAGAGGUCUGGAGAAGUUUGUGACUUUCCAUACCAAAGCCUCGGCUUACGUGGGACCGGCGAACCCGGGUUACUGCGAUGCUGCCUCGAUGCUGAGCAAAGGUUGGAACAAAGCUUUGUUUUCAUGGAGCUGUGUCGGCUACGAGUUGGAUCGCGUCUCGAGCCAUCCGACCUUCGCCCGCUCCAUGCCCAGGCCCACCUGGGUGCUUUUACGGAUCAUGAGAUACUUCAGAUGGGCUCACGUUGGAAUCAUCUCUGCCUCGGAUGACAUCUGGGUGGAGACGGCGAGAAAGGUCGCGGAAUCCCUCCGGGCCCACGCUAUGCCCGUCAGACUGGUCAGCGUUAUGGAGAACACACCACACGGCAUCAGGAGGACUCUGGCUAAAGUUCGGAAAAUGAGGGAAAUACGAGUUGUGAUCCUAUGCAUGCACUCAGCAUUGAUCGGCGGCGAGCUUCAGAAGCCUCUUUUGGAGACGGCCUACGACAUGCGGAUGAUUGACGGCUCCCUGGUGCUGGUGCCCUACGACACGCUCCUCUACAGCCUGCCCUUCCGGAAUGUGAGCUACCCAGCGUUGAGGAGCAAUCGCAAACUGCUGCGGGCCUACGACGCCAUGCUCACCGUCACGGUCGACUCGCCCCGGGUGUCGUUUACGGAGGCUUACGAGGAGGCCGUGGAGAAGGGCGAGCUGGCGAGGACGAUCAAACCCCAGCAGGUGUCUCCUCUUUUCGGGACUAUCUACAACUCGGUGGUUCUCGUCGCUCACGCCGUGCAGCGUGUUGUCCUCUCCAAGGAGUGGAUGUCCGGUGGGAAUAUCGCGCAGCAUGUGCGGAACCACAAUUUUGAGGGCUUCAGUCAUCCCGUGAAAUCGGAUUCUUCCGGAAACGUGUUAUUGGACUACAUCGUGCUGGACACAGACGGACUCACCUUUGAGCUGACGCCGACACACAGACUCGACAUGGAGGCCGACUCGGUGAACUUCCUGGGUCGAGACAUCCACUUUCCUCGCGGCUCGGGACCCGAACGGGACCUCCGGUGCUGGUUCACCCCAGGGGUCAUCUGCUCAGGGGGUGUGGAUCUUUUUUCCACCUUUAGCAUUGCGCUAGGAGCCGUCGCCGCCUGUGUGCUAGCCGCCGUGCUGAUUUACUUUGUCCGGCGACGCAUCAACCAGAUUCGCCUGCUCAGGGGUCCGAACAAAAUCCUGCUGACUCAAGCGGAUGUUACUUUUAUCAACCCCUCACUUAGCAACAAGAAGCUUAACGUGGAGGACAGCCGAGCCAGCUGCGCCAAGAGCGUGUCGGAAUGCAGCGUCACGUCCUCCGUCCAAUCACCCGCCACGUACGAGAACUCCAAUGUUGUCAUUUUUGAGGGGGACUGGGCGUGGCUCAAGAGACUUCCCUACGGCUCGUUUAGCAGCAUCAACCCCAAAACGAGCGACUUGUUUGAGCUGAUGAAGGACAUGCGACACGAGAACAUCAACCUUUUCCUGGGCUUCUUCCUCGACUGCGGCGUGUUUGCCAUCGUGACGGAGUUCUGCUCCAGAGGAAGCCUGGAAGAUUUGCUCCUGAAUGACGACGUCAAGCUGGACUGGAUGUUCAAGUCCUCGCUGCUCCUGGAUUUAAUCAAGGGUAUGAAGUACCUCCACCACUGCGGCGUGUCUCACUCCCAUCUGAAGUCUCGCAACUGCGUGGUGGACGGACGCUUUGUGCUGAAGAUCACAGACUACGGCUACAAUGAGGUUCUGGAGGCUCAGAGGUUCCCGUACGUGGAACCACCUGCAGAUGAGUUGCUGUGGACGGCCCCGGAACUGCUCCGAGGCCCUCAGCCGGGCCUCCACGGGACGAUGGCCGGCGACGUGUACAGCUUCGCCAUCAUCACCCAGGAGGUGGUUAUCCGAGGGCCUCCGUUUUGCAUGCUGGAUCUGUCGGCCGCAGAUGUGAUCGCGAAGUUGCGCAAGCCGCCGCCUCUGUGUCGCCCGCUAGUUAGUUUGGACUGCGCUCCGUUAGAGUGCAUCCAACUGAUGAAGCAAUGCUGGAAUGAACAGGCGGAGAAGAGACCCACGUUUGAGGAGAUAUUUGACAAGUUCAAGGACAUCAACAAGGGCAAGAAGACCAAUAUCAUCGACUCCAUGCUGCGAAUGCUGGAGCAGUACUCGUCCAACCUGGAGGAGCUGAUCCGAGAGCGGACCGAGGAGCUGGAGAUCGAGAAGCAGAAGACGGAGAAGCUCCUGACGCAGAUGCUGCCUCCAUCCGUGGCAGAAGCUCUGAAGAUCGGCGGGACGGUGGUGCCCGAGUAUUUCGACAGCGUGUCUCUCUACUUCAGCGACAUCGUGGGCUUCACCACCAUCUCGGCCAACAGCCAGCCAAUCGAGGUGGUCCACCUGCUCAACAGCCUCUACACGCUUUUUGACGCCAUCAUCGGCAACCACGACGUUUACAAGGUGGAGACGAUUGGCGACGCCUACAUGGUGGCGUCGGGCGUGCCCGUUCCUAACGGUAACCGGCACGUGGCGGAGAUUGCUAACAUGUCCCUCGACAUCCUGAGCGCAGUGGGAACCUUCAAGAUGAGGCACAUGCCCGACGUUCCCGUCAGGAUCCGCAUUGGACUGCACACAGGUCCCUGCGUAGCAGGAGUGGUCGGUCUCACGAUGCCGCGCUACUGUUUAUUCGGAGACACGGUGAACACCGCCUCUCGCAUGGAAUCCACCGGCAUGCCCUACAGGAUCCACGUGCACCACGACACAGUCAAAGUUCUGCGUGCGCUCAACCUGGGCUACAAGCUGGAGCUGAGGGGACGGAUGGAAGUGAAGGGGAAAGGAAUGGAAGAGACGUACUGGCUUGUUGGGAGGGACGGAUUCACCAAACCUCUUCCUGUACCUCCAGAGCUCAAAUCCAAGCAAAUGGCCCACGGGCUGCAGAUGGCCGAGAUAGCCCAGCACAAGAAGCGGCAAGCCGAGAAGCAGCGACAGGAACAACUUGCAAAGAAGAACAACUGAGCGUGGUCGCCAAAGAGCCAAAAAACCUGAAGCAGGUGUUGUACAAAGCGGUGAGGAAGAUCUCCCACAUCCGCGUCGUCACACAACUGUGCGAGGACGGCAGCGUCAUGAUGGAGCAUCACUGAGCGCUUGUCCGCAGGCUGUGGUGGCACCUCAGGUUGGAUUCCCGGGUCAAACGUUUUCUCCGUGAACAUUCAGGCCAAAAUUGGGAUUAGCGUCAACCGAGUUGAGGAGACGCGGUCUUGUCCGCUGCUAUGAAUAGAAGAAGAGCCACUCAGCAAAGCGGGGAUCUGCAGACACAGUCAACAAGUGAUGAACGCAGAUUAUCGCCUUUCCUCUAGCGAACAAGCAAGGGGAAAAGGACUGAAUCAAAAAGUUCAUUUUGAUCUGACAAAAUACAAGCCACGUCAGAAAUUCAUGUUAAAAAAAUAAAUAAAUAAAAAAGUACAGAUAAGAUAGUGUCUUUAGCGGCUGAUACUAAACGGUUUGCUUCACUUGUAGAUUAGUUCGUGUUGAGGAUUAUCUUUGCUGAUCCUCCGUCUCGAUAUGUGUGUGCUUCCUGCAGAUGGCGCUCUUGAACAUUUGCACGUGCAAGGUUUUAUUUGGACCUGGUUGGGGGCGGGGGGGGGGUUACAUUGACACCGCUCGGUUCAAGGGACGGGCAUUUUAUAGAAUAUCAUGGUGACGAGAAUGUUGAGGGAUGAGAGAUGACAUUUCUAGGUUAGAUGCUGAUUAUACUUGAAAAUUUAAUCCCAUGUGGUUCUAUUAAAAAUGUAUUUUUUAUUGUAAAUGUCAGGAAAUAAUUAAUCCAAAAGUUCAACUUCCA